Messenger RNA from Poecilia latipinna (sailfin molly), 2027 nucleotides. RefSeq names its product DCC netrin 1 receptor (gene dcc). Lineage: Eukaryota; Metazoa; Chordata; Actinopteri; Cyprinodontiformes; Poeciliidae. Gene Ontology annotation, cellular component: membrane. The annotation marks the transcript as partial. The transcript is spliced from 12 exons. Gene Ontology annotation, molecular function: protein binding. The record is from RefSeq and is a predicted model, not a curated record.
UUUACCCCAUGCUUGCGGUGUAAAUCAGACCCCAUUGACCCGUUAGAGGACGACCUUUUCCACCUCUUUGAUAAAUUCCCAACUCCCAUGCCAGACACCAGCACUCCCAUGAUCCCCCCAGUAGGAGUCCAGGCCGUAGCGCUGUCCUCCGACUCGGUCCGCGUCUCCUGGGCCGACAACUCCAUGACCAAGAACCAGAAGUCGUCGGAGGUCCGGUACUACUCCGUCAAGUGGAAGUCCAGCGUGUCGACCAGCGGGAAGUACAAGUCUGCAGACACCACAGCUCUCAGCCACACCGUCACCGGACUCAAACCCAACACCAUGUACGAGUUUGCCGUCAUGGUAACCAAAGGUCGGAGGUCCAGCACCUGGAGCAUGACUGCCCACGCCACGACGUAUGAAGCAGCUCCAAGCUCCGCCCCCAAAGAUCUGACGGUCAUCAGUCGGGAAGGACGCCCUCGUGCCGUCCUCAUCAGCUGGCAGCCGCCGAUGGAGGCUAACGGACGGAUCACAGGCUACAUCCUGUACUACACCCUGGAUAAGAACAUGCCCAUCGACGACUGGGUGAUGGAGGCCAUCAGCGGCGACCGGCUGACCCACCAGGUCGUGGACCUGAACCUCGACACCGUAUACUACUUCAGGAUUCAGGCCAAAAACGCCAAAGGAGUGGGACCUCUGUCGGAGCCGGUGCAGUUCAGGACGGCUAAAGUGGAGCUUCCAGACAAGAUGGCCAACGACCAAGAGUCUCCCAUUGGUCAGAUGCGGCCACCGCACGGCAGCGUGACGCCUCAGAAGAACAGCUACCUGCUGGUCAUCAUCCUGGUCUCCGUGGGCGCCAUCAGCGUGGUCGUCGUCACGGCGCUCGUCUGCAUCCACCGCUCGUCCUCCCAGCAGAGGAAGAAGCGGGCCAGCCACGGCGCCGGGAAGCGUAAGGGCAGCCAGAAGGAGCUGCGGCCGCCGGACCUGUGGAUCCACCACGAGGAGAUGGAGAUGAAGAACCUGGAGAAGGCGCCGAGCGUCGCCCCGACCGGACGCGACUCGCCGCUGCAGGCCUGCCAGGACCGCCCCCAGGUGGCCCACAGCCAAUCAGAGAGCCAGAUGGGCAGCAAGAGCAGCCACUCAGGAGCCGACGGCGACGAGGCGUCCAGCGGCAUCUCCACUCUGGACCGGUCCAUCACGGCCAGGAGGGGAACCAGGGGCAAGAUGAUGAUCCCCAUGGACCUGCAGCCCAGCAGCACGCCUGUGGUCAGCGCCAUCCCGGUUCCUACGCUGGAAUCCUCUCAGUAUCCGGGGAUCCUGCCUUCACCGUCCUGCGGCUUCACACACAACAAGUUCAGCCUCAGGCCCAUGCCGUUCCCCAGCCUGACGGUGGACCGAGGAUACACACCAGCGAUGCCGUCCGACUCCUCCGCCGCCCCCCUGCUGCAGCAGCAGGCUCCGCCCCCUCCGGCCGCCCCGCUGCUGCCCGGCUCUGCCGCUCCCGCCGCCGACCUGGUGCCCCCGGUGGGGCCCGUCCCCGGGGCCCCCGCCGCCUCGGGCCCCUCGGAGGAGGCCCAGGCGGCGGCCGGGCGCAGCAUCCCCACGGCCUGUGUCCGGCCCACGCACCCCCUGCGCAGCUUCACCAACCCGCUGCUGCCGCCGCCGAUGGGAGCCAUCGACCCCAAGGUGUACACCUCCAUGCUGCCGCAGGCCGGUGCCAGCCUGCCGAAGCCCCAGGUGAAGACGGCGUCUCUGGGCCAGGCCGGGAAGGCCCGCUCCCCUCUGCUGCCCGUCUCCGUACCGACGGCGCCGGACCUGCAGGACGAAGGCGGAGCCAAGCCGGCAGAAGACCCGGCCACCAACGUGUACGAGCAGGACGACCUGUCGGAGCAGAUGGCCAGUCUAGAAGGACUGAUGCAGCAGCUCAACGCCAUCACCGGCUCCGCCUUCUAACCGCCGCCCGGCCCGGCCCGGUCGGUCCGGCCCGGUCCGGCUCUUCCUCAGCCACGGACCGAUCUGCUCUGACUGGCUGGUCGCCCAGAUCUCCA